This is a messenger RNA of Cloeon dipterum, 2837 nucleotides long. It is a transcript of the gene sim, whose product is annotated as single-minded. The transcript is spliced from 10 exons. Lineage: Eukaryota; Metazoa; Arthropoda; Insecta; Ephemeroptera; Baetidae. The record is from RefSeq and is a predicted model, not a curated record. Gene Ontology annotation, molecular function: RNA polymerase II transcription regulatory region sequence-specific DNA binding; DNA-binding transcription factor activity, RNA polymerase II-specific; protein dimerization activity. Gene Ontology annotation, biological process: regulation of transcription by RNA polymerase II. Gene Ontology annotation, cellular component: cytoplasm; transcription regulator complex; nucleus. Bases 8 to 1795 code for a protein of 595 amino acids.
GUCAAGCAUGAAAGAGAAGAGCAAGAAUGCAGCCAGGAGCAGACGUGAAAAAGAAAAUGCUGAAUUUCUGGAGCUGGCCAAACUUCUACCGCUGCCCUCCGCAAUAACUAGUCAACUGGAUAAGGCAUCAAUCAUCAGACUCACCACCAGCUAUCUCAAGAUGCGACAUUUUUUCCCCGAUGGCCUGGGAGACGCGUGGGGUGCGGCACCGCCCAUCAACAACCCUCGUGAGUGCAUCAAGGAGCUGGGAUCGCACCUUCUCCAGACACUGGACGGCUUCAUCUUUGUUGUGGCACCGGACGGCAAAAUCAUGUACAUCUCAGAGACGGCCUCAGUCCAUCUUGGAUUGUCGCAGGUUGAAUUGACUGGGAAUUCGAUUUACGAAUACAUUCAUCCUGGGGACCACGAAGAGAUGAUCAGCGUGCUCAGCGUUGUCCCAGGUACACCUCCACCACUUACCACAAAUCUUCAUAAUCGCCAAGAGUUUGAAAUAGAGAGGGCGUUUUUCAUAAGGAUGAAAUGCGUGCUGGCGAAGAGAAACGCUGGACUUACCACCGGCGGAUACAAGGUCAUUCACUGUUCCGGCUAUCUGAAAAUAAAACAUUUCACCACGGACGUCCCUCCGUAUGAAGGAUGCUUUCAAAACGUCGGGAUUGUGGCUGUUGGACACUCACUGCCACCCAGCGCCAUCACCGAAAUCAAAAUGCACUCAAACAUGUUCAUGUUCCGGGCUAGCCUUGACCUCAAGCUCAUCUUUCUCGACGCCAGGGUGUCCCAACUCACAGGGUACGAGCCACAAGACUUGAUUGAGAAAACUCUCUACCACUACAUUCACUGCUGCGAUGUUAUGCACAUGCGGUUUUCCCAUAAUACUCUGCUGUUCAAAGGACAAGUUACCACCAAGUACUUCCGUUUUAUGGCGAAAAACGGAGGAUGGGUUUGGAUGCAGAGCUACGCUACUAUCGUGCACAACUCACGUUCAUCGCGGCCCCACUGCAUUGUCAGCGUUAACUACGUCUUAAGUAAUUUCGAGGUGCGCGAGAUGUUGCUGAACGCAGAGCAGCAGACGGGCCAGAACGGAAGCCUUGUGGCAGUAGGCGGCGUCGGCGUGGCUUCCAAAGAGGAUCUGCUGGACAGUCGGCAAAGCAGUGAGGCUUCGCUGCCGCGCGGCCGCCGCACCUCAAACGGCCAGCACAAGGUGCGCGUUCCCGUGGCCGCUCCGCCGGCGCCGCCGUUGGUCAUGGGCAGCCUCAUUGAAGACGAAUUCAGUGACUCAAGCGGUGCCACUUACCACGAGUUCGCAGCCAGCGCCGCGCCUUUCAACUCUUACAGCUCUGACGAGUCAGCCUUCAUCGGCUCGUAUGACUUUGCACAACAGCACUCGCAGCCGCAGCAGCAGCACCACCAGCACCCUCACCACGUUCACCAAACACCAUAUGAGAUGGCACCCUACGAAACGCAGACCUUCAUCCACAACUCACCGAGCACAAGCUCUAGUCCGUGCAGCACGUCUGACUCGGAGGUGGACGGUGGAGGCCACAAACACCACCACCACCACAGCAAGCAGCACGAGUUCUUCCACAUGGACGCCUACCUGCCACCUCCUGAACUUAUCUCGCCCUGCAUGAAAGAGACUCUCAUGUACACCAACCAGCCCAAGAAGGCCCCCGAAUGCCCUGACCUGCCAGGCUACACCAGCGUAAUCGUGGAGACGCCACCACCGCCACCGCCGCAGCAGCAGCAACAACAGCAGCAGCAGCAGCAGCACUUCAUUUCCGACCAUUACGUGCAUUGAUAAAGCCGAAUAGAACUAAGCAUAUUUUAAUUUUAAUUUUUUGGUCGGUUAGUUCGAUCUGUAAAAAUUGCUUUAUAUUUCCCAGGUAACUUUCGCAUUUCAAUUAUUGCUGGACGCUUUGUCUUCAAAUCUGUCCCUAGAGCGGUCAAGUUCACGAAUACAUAAUUUAAAUGACACAAUUGAUGGACCAAGUCUGGUUAAAGGAGUUCCCUGAACAAUAUUAAAGAUUGUAUAAUAUACAUUUAAUUCAGGGAAAACGAUUUCUCCGAGGAAGAAACAAGGACAUUUUAAAUAAUACCCAUAUUUAAUGUUUUAAGUAAAUUUAUUUAAUAUUAUUUAAAUUAUUGUUUCAUAAACGUUCAAUUUUACAAAGAAUUUGAAAUUCCUUCAGAGGAUUUUAUCAAUAUCAUUACCACUAAAACAUGAGAUACGUAUCAACUGAUAUUCAGGAGAAAUGUAUGAUAAAAUGAUGUAAGAUGUGGGUUCUAGAGAUAUCAUUGGCGAAACUACGACUGUGUAAUGAACUUAAUUAUUUAAUACCAUUUUUUACAAAGAAUCGCAUUUUUCAUAAAGUUGGAAUUUGAGACUGAAAACGAUUUAUUUAUAAUGAAAGGAAUGGAGCGGAUCAUCAUGUAAUUAAUGUAUAAUAAUUUCAUCAGCUAUUUUGUAUGUAUUGUAAAUUGUCAUUCAGCAGUUCGAGGUCGAUUGGACAUUUUUUGGCGUUCCAAUUUUUAGUUGACUCUUAUAUUUGCUUAAAUAACUUGCUAUUGGAUGGUGGAAUUCCAAGUUUAAACCUUUAAACGCAGUCCACUUUACAUUCACGAAUUUUGAUUUUCGGGGAUGUUUUGAGAUAAUAUGAAAAAUCCAUCUCCAUCUGUUAACAAGUAUACAGCAAAUACAAGUGUUACCUAAAAAUGUUAACGCCGAAUUAUCCCGUUAAAUCGACCUCCAAAUAUUCCUGGGAACUGCUCUAUUUAUAAAUGUCAAUGUUUUACUAUAAGCAAAAUCAGUAAAAUAAAAUCCAUAGUAGAAAACUAGAAAA